AUGUUAAAGCCAAAAAAACAAAAACGAGGAAGACCCAAGAAAGUGAAAGUGGUUGUCAAACCGGACAUUACAGCACUACCAGCUAAAGUAAAAAAAGAAGAAGAUGAUCCGGAUUUCAUUGACGAAUCUGAGAUAAAACCACCAACCAAGAAACGAGGACGGCGAGUCGAUACUGAAAUCGUCCUAGAGAAGUUCAUAAAUCUAAACGAAGUCACCAAACCACUCAUCUGCAAGUUUUGCUCUAAGGCGUUCCUCACCCACGUAGAGUUCGGUAUUCAUUCGAGGGAACAUAACUCAGAUGGUACCUUUUCCUGUCAUUUAUGCGACUAUAAGAAAGACAAUAAGAAGUCGUUUAAAAUACACAUUAAGAGCCACGAUUUGUACAAGUGUGAGAAGUGCAGUAAGAUUUUGAAAAGCAGGCUUUGCGCUUAUAAGCAUUCUAGAUCUCAUAUAGUUGAGAACACUGUACAAUGCGAGAUAUGCGGCAAAAAUUUGAAGAAACAAUGUCUAUCGAUCCAUAAAAAGAUCCUACACAGUGAAGACCGCGCCAAUUUAAUCACCAGAUGUCCAAUUUGUGAUAAAGAGUAUCAAAAUCCUAGCAGCUUAAGACAACACUACUCCGCUUUCCACAAAGAGCUUGGUAUCGACGUAUCUGUCGUGUGCGACAUAUGCGGCAUGCGGUUAUCCUGUAAGGGAAAAUUGCCGCAACACGUCCGCACGCACACGGGCGAUAAACCGUUCGCGUGUCAUCUAUGCCCCAAAAAAUUCAUUGCGAAGGAUAUUCUUGCGGCGCACAUGAGAGUCCAUACGGGCGAAAAGCCAUAUGAGUGUCAGUUUUGCGGGAAAAGGUUCGCGCACAGCGCCCCCUAUCGGUACCAUGUUAAAACUCAUACCGGAGAGAAGAAACAUCUGUGUCCUUUGUGUAACAAAGGGUUCAUUUCCAAAGCAAAUAUGAAGAUUCAUCUGAAGAGUUGCAAUAUGCCGUACACUACUAUCAUAAAGAGUCCUCAGUAGUAUUUUCGUUUAAAAAUUAUGUAGGUAUCAUUGUAUUUUCUGUCUGUCAGGCCUAUUCAAAAUAUAUACUUUUCUGUUCUUCUGUUCUGUUCUUUAAGUGCCGUCUCCUAAUCAGAGGUUGAAUAUCAUCAUCACUAUCUUUAUUUUAUCUACUGCUGCUCAGAAGAGUUCUAUAGAACUGCAUUUGAACCAGUCCCUUAAAUUCUUCAAACAGGACACUCUCCUUCCUAUACUCCUUCCCCCUCUUAUCGUUCCCUAUAUUAUUAUGCAUUUAAACCAGUCCCUUAAAUUCUUCAACCAUGACACUCUCCUUCUUCCUAUACUCCUUCCCCCUCUUAUGUUUCCUUGUAUUAUCAGUCUUAGCAGUUCAUAUCGCUGUCCCCUCAUUACGUGUCCCAGAUAUUGUAACUUUCUUAUUUUUAUUGUGUUUAUUAUUUCGUAUUCUUUGCCCAUUUCUCACAAUACUUCCGUGCUAGUUUUCUCCUGUAUCCAUGCUAUUCUAAGCAUCCUCCUAUAACACCACAUUUGAAAGAACUGUAGCUUAUUUAUGUGUUCUUGCUUCAAUGUCCAUAUUGCAAUAUUGAAAACACGUAGCAUCUCAGAGCUCUUACUUUCAGUUUUAAUCUAAGGUAUUUGUUGCAGAGGAUUGCUUUCAUUUUUACAAACGCAUUUUUUGCUAUUUCUAUCCUGACCCUUAUUUCUGUUGUUUGAUCAUUAUUGUCUGAAAUCCGGGUUCCUAGGUAUUUUUAUUUAUCAACCCUUUCUAUCGGUACAUUUCCCAAAUGUAUGUUUGUUUGUAUAUUUGUUUGUAAAUUUGUUUUCUUUGUUAUUAUCAUGUAUUUGGUCUUUUUCUAUAUUCAUUUUUAGUCCAUAUUUUUCACAGAAAAUUUUUGUUCUUUUAGCAGUAAUGGGAGUUGUUCAGCAGAGCUUGCCAUAAUCACGGUGUCAUCUGCAUGUCUUAUGUUGUUAAUAGAUCUUCCGUUAAUUAUUAUUUCUUCACUUUGAGAUAGUAAUGCUUCUUCAAAAAUGGCUUAUUAUACAGGGUGUUUCAUUGGUAAAGUAACAUACGUUAACUGUAGAAAGAGGAUACUUAGGCGGUUUCAAAAAUACCAUACCUA
Molecule: messenger RNA, 2132 nt
Organism: Diabrotica virgifera virgifera (western corn rootworm)
Lineage: Eukaryota; Metazoa; Arthropoda; Insecta; Coleoptera; Chrysomelidae
Product: zinc finger protein 239-like
Exons: 2
Coding region: 1-1014 (337 amino acids)
Biological process (GO): regulation of transcription by RNA polymerase II
Cellular component (GO): nucleus
Molecular function (GO): DNA-binding transcription factor activity, RNA polymerase II-specific; RNA polymerase II transcription regulatory region sequence-specific DNA binding
Source: RefSeq, a predicted model, not a curated record